AUGCUUUUCCACACCGUUGCCUCGGUCGCUCUCUUGGCUGCCGCGGCUCACGCUGCCGCCGACGAGGUCAAGCGCCAGCCCUACCGCCUGGCCGUCAUGGCUUUGCCCGGGCAGAGCUUGAUGCGCCGCACCACCUACGGUUACAACCCUGACCAGCAGAAGUGCAAGGCUGGCAACUCUUGCGCCGAGGCCUGCGGCGCUGGUUUCGCCCAGUGUGCCGGCGGGACGACCGAUGUUGCUCACUGCUUCAACCCUGGUGCUGGUGAAACCUGCUGCACCGAUGGCUCCGGCAACUCGUGCGAAGCUGGGUACUAUUGCACCCACGACAGCAAGCAGACCUGGUGCUGCCCCGGCACCCUGGACCUGGCUGCUUGCGCUGCUGCUUACCACGUCUCUGGCAUGGUGGCUGCCACCUCGAGCCCCUCGACUUCUACAACCAGCCCGAGCACUUCGCGUGCCCUGACCACCACCUCCAUAAGUCUUGCCGUCAGUAGCAGCAGCAGCAGCAGCAGCAGCAGCAGCAGCAGCAGCAGCAGCAGCAGCACCACCACCACCACUGCGAAAACCAGCACCCUUGGCUCCUCUUCUGGACCUCCUUCCACGACCAGCCUCCCCGUCUUGACCGCCAUUGGCGCCCAAAACACCACCACCAUCGGCACUGCUUCCACUGGCCAGACCACCACCCGGGUUGGCUUCAACAGCACCAUUGCCAGCCCGCUACCUACCCAGCCACAGGUGUCUGCGUCUACCGUCACAGUUGUCCCCCCUUCCUCCACGGCUUCGCCCCCUCGAGCCUCCUCAACAUCAGCCAACGACGCUGCCGCCUCCGGUGUCAGUGCCAUACUGCUCGUUGCCGCCGGUGUGGUCGCUCUUUUGUAA
Molecule: messenger RNA, 879 nt
Organism: Ustilaginoidea virens
Lineage: Eukaryota; Fungi; Ascomycota; Sordariomycetes; Hypocreales; Clavicipitaceae
Exons: 2
Coding region: 1-879 (292 amino acids)
Source: RefSeq, a predicted model, not a curated record